Messenger RNA from Centrocercus urophasianus (Greater sage-grouse), 1468 nucleotides. It is a transcript of the gene GCK, whose product is annotated as glucokinase. Lineage: Eukaryota; Metazoa; Chordata; Aves; Galliformes; Phasianidae. Gene Ontology annotation, molecular function: ATP binding; D-glucose binding; mannokinase activity. The record is from RefSeq and is a predicted model, not a curated record. The transcript is spliced from 11 exons. Gene Ontology annotation, biological process: glucose 6-phosphate metabolic process; intracellular glucose homeostasis; glycolytic process. The coding region runs from base 92 to 1468 and encodes 458 amino acids. Gene Ontology annotation, cellular component: cytosol; mitochondrion.
UCACCUUUGUCACGGAGCCGCGGUCUCCCGUCUCCAUGGGACCGCUGGAGAGCUGGCGGUGGUGACCAGGACACGGAGUGGUUGGAGCAGGAUGGAGAGCUGGCGGCAGGAGAAGGUGGAGCAGAUCCUGUCGGAGUUCCGUCUGAAGGAGGAAGACCUGCGGAAGGUGAUGCACCGCAUGCAGAAGGAGAUGGACCGCGGGCUGAAGCUGGAGACGCACGAGGAGGCGUCGGUCAAAAUGCUGCCCACCUACGUGCGCUCCACGCCGGAGGGGUCGGAGGUCGGGGAUUUCCUCUCGCUGGACCUGGGCGGCACCAACUUCCGCGUCAUGCUGGUGAAGGUGGGCGAGGGCGAGGAGGGGCAGUGGAAGGUGAAGACGAAGCACCAGAUGUACUCCAUCCCUGAGGACGCCAUGACGGGGACGGCCGAAAUGCUCUUCGACUACAUCUCGGAGUGCAUCUCUGACUUCCUGGACAAGCACCAGAUGAAGCACAAAAAGCUGCCCCUGGGCUUCACCUUCUCCUUCCCCGUGCGGCACGAGGACAUCGACAAGGGCAUCCUGCUGAACUGGACCAAGGGCUUCAAGGCCUCGGGAGCGGAGGGGAACAACGUGGUGGGGCUGCUGCGGGACGCCAUCAAACGGCGCGGGGAUUUUGAGAUGGACGUGGUGGCCAUGGUGAACGACACCGUUGCCACCAUGAUCUCCUGCUACUACGAGGACCACCGCUGCGAGGUCGGCAUGAUCGUGGGGACGGGCUGCAACGCCUGCUACAUGGAGGAGAUGCACAACGUGGAGCUGGUGGAGGGCGAUGAGGGCCGCAUGUGUGUGAACACGGAGUGGGGAGCAUUCGGGGCGUCGGGGGAGCUGGACGAGUUCCUGCUGGAGUACGACCGCGUGGUGGACGAGACCUCGCUUAACCCCGGUCAGCAGCUCUACGAGAAGAUCAUCGGGGGAAAAUACAUGGGGGAGAUCGUGCGGCUGGUGCUGCUGCGGCUGGUGGAUGAGAACCUGCUGUUCAGCGGGCAGGCCUGCGAGAAGCUCAAGACGCGCGGAGCCUUCGAGACGCGCUUCGUGUCGCAGGUGGAGAGCGAUUCAGGCGACCGCAAGCAGAUCUACAACAUCCUCACAGCCUUCGGGCUGCUGCCCUCGGGCUCGGACUGCGACAUCGUGCGCAUGGUGUGCGAGAGCGUGUCCACGCGGGCUGCGCAGAUGUGCUCCGCCGGGCUGGCGGGCGUCAUCAACCGCAUGCGGGAGAGCCGCAGCCAGGAGACCCUCAAGAUCACCGUGGGGGUGGACGGCUCUGUGUACAAGCUGCACCCCAGCUUCAAGGACCGUUUCCACGCCACCGUACGACAGCUGACUCCCGGCUGCGACAUCACCUUCAUCCAGUCGGAGGAGGGCAGCGGGCGCGGGGCUGCGCUCAUCUCGGCCGUGGCCUGCAAGAUGGCGUGCAUGAUGGGGCAGUGA